Molecule: messenger RNA, 370 nt
Organism: Dentiscutata heterogama
Lineage: Eukaryota; Fungi; Glomeromycota; Glomeromycetes; Diversisporales; Gigasporaceae
Source: the annotation of a GenBank genome assembly
GGAUACCUUUGGGGCAGUCAUACAGGCCCAUUACUAGAUGUAAUUUCUUCGCAACAAAAUUCACAAUCUACGAAUAAAAGACCAUAUUAUGAUUUAAUUAUCUUAUCUGAUUUAAUAUUUAAUCAUUCUCAACAUUCUGCAUUAUUGAAGACAUGUGAAGAAUGUUUAAUUGAAAAUGGACAAGUACUUGUGUUUUUUACACAUCAUCGGCCAUGGCUUGCAUACAAAGAUAUGGAAUUUUUUGAGAAAGCGGAAGCAGAUGGUUUGUUUAAAGUCGAAAAAAUCUUGGAAACACUAAUGAAACCAAUGUUUGAGAAGGAUAGAGGAAGUGAUAUUGUUAGGGCAACUGUUCAUGGAUAUAGGAUGACAC